This is a messenger RNA of Pleurotus ostreatus (oyster mushroom), 2922 nucleotides long. RefSeq lists its product as uncharacterized. Gene Ontology annotation, cellular component: nucleus; cytoplasm. Bases 1 to 2922 code for a protein of 973 amino acids. The record is from RefSeq and is a predicted model, not a curated record. The transcript is spliced from 11 exons. Gene Ontology annotation, molecular function: protein binding; tRNA-specific adenosine-34 deaminase activity. Lineage: Eukaryota; Fungi; Basidiomycota; Agaricomycetes; Agaricales; Pleurotaceae.
AUGGUUCUCACUGACUCUACGCUUCCAAACCCUCUCAACCCUCCCAAGGGGGGCCUUCACCUUCCUGAUCCUUACCAACCAGCUUCUCCACCAGCUUCUCCACAAUUUUAUCAAUCCACCAAGCCAAUGAUAUACGCCACCGUACCCGUUGCACACCCCCUCACCCAGCAUCAUCACAGUACCCGACGACGAUUCUUCAGAGCCUUUCUCGUCAUUAUCCUGGCGUGGGCCUUGAUUGAAAUGCUUGUGCGAAGUGUACCGGAAUUUUCGUACUGGAAUAGUAGGCACGGAGAUGAACUGGCUCUUUGGACGGAUACCUUUGCUAUUCGGAAAGGCGUCGAUCACCAUCAUUGCGAAACGGAAUGGCAAGAAGUCCCGUCAGGUUCACCGUUCUUCCCAUUGCAUGCUACCACCACCUUCGAUGUGCCGUACGACCUUGACACUAUGUUAUUCCUGGCACGAGGCCCAGCAGGAGGGAUUUUCACUGUUGUAUCGUCUGAUGAAAUUCGCGACGCCGCCCGCGUGGACGUUGUCGUUAGCUACUUCCGCGAAGAAUUUAGAGACCGUGCUAAGGCUCCGAAGUGGGAUACCCGCAGUCCUUCCCGAGAGCAACGCCUGGACUUUUCGGUGGUUGUAACACUUCCCGCAAACUCGCGUACAAAACCUCUAGAAAUCAAAAACUUCGAGGCCGACAUGCCACUGUUCGGUCUCUCCGCCGAACAUUUGCAGGACAGUGUUACCUUCGCCAACAUCACUCUCGUCUCAUCGGAAAUGUUCAUCACGGCCCAGUUGUUGGUUACUGAAAAUGCUCUCCUCAAAACCUCCAAUGGGCCCAUAUCUGGCACAAUUUAUUCUCCCGACUUGCGCCUCAUCACUGCCAAUGCACCCAUAUCCGGCACAUUUAAUGCUACAAAGUCACUGCACCUCAUCACAUCCAACGCUGCCAUUCAUGCAGAUAUUGGCUUGACGAACGACGGUGAUCACUCCACUGAUGCGGUCUUAAAAACAAGCAAUGGUCCAAUCCGCUCGUUCAUCAGUCUCUUGAGGGAUAAAGAAUGUUCUUCUGGAGGCAUAUAUAGCAUCAAAACUACCACCUCCAACGCAGCUUUAGGUGUCGAUUUCCCCACAGCACCCGUCAACUCGACUCUCUCACUGGACAGCAAGACGUCCAAUGCUCCUGCCACAGUGUCACUCCACCCAACUUAUGAAGGACGAUUUGACCUCUUAUCGUCGUUGUUCACCCCGGUGCUGGAAAAGAGUUCUGCCGACGAUCCGUCUGGAAGGGGGCGCGAAAGGACAAUUGAAUCCCACUCCAGCAGGGGCGUGCUGUCUGGCAGAGUUCAAUGGGCAGGUUCAAACGAGAGUGAAGGUAGGGUGCAAGUGAAGUCUAGCAUUGCCCCGGUUUUGAUGAUGCGGCAGGAUCCAGAUUGGCAGCUCAAUCCCACCCGCUGCGUCGUGAGACAUAUCGAGGGAAAAGGGAGAGGCAUAUUUGCUACGCGUCCUCUGCCUGCCGGAACGGUCUUGGAAAUAAGUCCUGUUUUGCUCUUCACCAAGGAUGAAUAUUCGAACUACGGAAGACAUACUAUUCUGGAUCAUUACACGUUCAAGUGGAAAGAUGGCCGAAUGGCCCUUGCCCUCGGACUAGGCUCUCUCCUCAAUCAUUCCGAAUUCCCAAACACAUCAUACACUAUAAAUCAUUCCUCCGACUCUAUUACAUACACUACGUCCAGGCAAAUUGCGGCAGACGAGGAAUUGUGCAUAUUCUAUGGCAACAAUCUCUGGUUUCAAAGCGCCGAUAUUCCUGGAAAUAUCAGCCCGCCACCCUUCGACGAGGACGACGAGGACGACGAGUGGGGCGGCUUGUCAACCAUUGACGUUUAUACAGAGCACAAUGACAUCGCCAUGAGGAAUCAUAAUCCGUUCUCGCAGGGUGAUCCUAGCCAGAUAAUACCUGAAGAAACCCUGCCUUUCGAUCGUUUCAAACCCCCUCCGGAAGAGGAAACCCUAGAAAGCAUCCAGACCAUGCUUGCCUGGGUCGUCGACAUUGCCGAUCCCAGGCAUACAAGCACUAUGCUAAAAUGGCUAAAACACAACAAACUUGAGGAGGAGAUGGGCCACUUGAAAAGGGUUAGGAAGCAGGGAGGAACAUCUACUAUGCUACUCGUCACGGCACUUCCACCUGCGAACCUGUCAUCAGACCCACCGUUCCCUCAGCUACUAGAAUCCUUGCCUCAAGACCUCUUGCUUGGCACUCCAUACGCGAUCUCUGUCCCAUCCUCAGUUGCACUUACACCAAUAUCACAUCAACUCAAGAACUCCUUGUGGCCGACGAUCUUCGCCCCGAAAAGGAAAGAUGUAGGUGAGGAAUGGACGCGGGGGAAAGCCGCUUGGGCUUGGGAAGCAGUUCAUUAUGUUAUGAGAGAGGCAUCGAAGAUCAAAAGAAACGGAGAGGUUCCCAUCGUUUCGUACGUUCCUUCACCAUACGACUCGGGAUCUGCCUCGGAAUUGUCAAUUGCCUUCGCCUCUCAUGAUACCCGAAUCUCGGCCAAUCAUCCCUUGCGCCAUUCCGUCAUGAAUGUCGUUCGCAAAAUCGCAGACUACCGCAACACCCCUUUAAACGACUCGAUCACAGAAUCCUCCUCAGACGAUAAUCGGCAGAAUGGAUCACAUUAUCUUCUGACUUCUCUGACGCUGUUCACGAGCCACGAACCGUGCGUAAUGUGCAGUAUGGCGUUGCUGCACUCUCGGGUCAAGGAAGUUGUGUAUAUACGGGCCAUGGGAAAGACAGGUGGAUGUGGAGGAAUUGCGUGCUUGCCUAUCUUGAAAGGUGUCAACCAUCGGUUUGGUAUCCUCCGUUGGAAAGCCGAUUUAGUAGAUGACAAGGACGGGGUUCUCGUGGUAGAUGAUGAUGUAGAUGCGUAG